AUGAUCUUUGGCCUUCCUUGUUUGGAGUUCAGCCGGGCCAAUGAACUGCAACAUGUGGAGCUCUUUGCAGGGGAAUGCGCGGAGGGCAGAGGAGCUGUAGCGAUGGACCUGUCGUAUGGUGGUGAGGGCAUGGACUUAAGCACUCCAGCGGGCUUCAUUGCAGCCGUCUACCAAACCUGCCGACUAUCUCCUGGGUCGGGUUGGCUCGCAGCUCCGGUCUGUCAUGAAGCCAUCGAGGAAGUGGACAACUUUCGGCCUCGCUGGCUUCCGCCGCGUGAAACUGUGGAGAUGGCCGUCGUCUACGCAGACAAAAAGGGGCUCAAGAGAGUGAAAGGUGGCCGCCAUUUGAAGCAGUCGCAAGCAUACCCCAUAGGGUUUGGAAAGGCCAUGUCGGCUGUCAGAACGCGUUUAGAGAGCCGACUGCGAUCUGAAGCUCGGGCUGCUCUGAAAAAGAAAGAGAAGGGUGGAAAGACAACCAAGAAGGUGGAACAUGUGAAAAACAAGAAGACUGUUGCCAAGAAGAUUGAGGAGAAGAAGGAAGAGAGCAAGAAACCAGAACAGAAGAAGGACAAAAAGAAACCAGACAAGAAGAAUGAAGAGCGCAAGAAGGAAGAGCGCAAGAAGGAAGAGAGCAAGAAGGAAGAGAGCAAGAAGGAAGAGAAGAAGGACAUCAAAAAGAAGGAAGACAUGAACACCGUCGACACGAAGAAGGAUGGGAAGAAGAACAAGGAGGACAAGAAGAAGGAUGGCAAGACUGACAAGAAUGAUGAUGAGCCUAAGGGCAAGAAGAGUCAGGAGAAGAAGAAUCAAAAGGAAAAGAAGCGGUCGUGUUCAAUGGAACCUGAAGACAAAUCUACUCAGCCGAAGCGGAGGUCUGUGUUGAAGACUCCAAAUUCUUCAGCUGGGCCGACUCCGCCCGAGAAGAGAGUGCACUUCAAGUCAAACCCUACGAUCGCCCAAGCAACACCGCCUAUCACUCCUCGUUGCACACCAGAACCAUCGCCUGCAGGCUCUGCGGCCCGCAGCCUGGAAAGCUGGCGGCAGGAAGCAGCUGAGAGGGGCGUGAGCCUUGAGGAGCUGAUGGAGGACAUGAGCGCUCAGGUUCUGGAAUCUUCCCUCGAAAGUCACACGCAUCAGCUGGUGGCUGAGGCUCCUGCAAGCGAUGAAGAAGAAGACGAGGAAGAACAAGAUGAAGCGAAUGAUCAGGAGGAUAGUGGUAGUGAAGGAGAGAGCAGCAAAGAUGACUCUGACUCGUCUUCAACCUGUGAUGAUGAGGAAGCGAAUGGAGAAAAGGAUGAGGAGGAGGAUGAUGAGAAGUGCACAACAACAGAAGAUGAAGGAACAGAAUUUGGAGAUGACGAAGAAGAGGAGGAAGAAGAAGAUGAAGACAACGAACGAGUCGAAAAGGAUUUGACCAAACUCUUUGACCGGGAGGCGGAUGGUGGCAAGAAGCAGGAGAGAAACCAGGCAAAGAUUUCUAGCAGUGUUGCUGAGGCCAACCAGAAGACUCAGGAACAGUUUGCCACUGCAAACAGCAAGACUCACAAGGCUGAAUAUGUAUGGGAGAAUGUGGUGGUGGAAUUUGAGCGGCGGGCAGAGAGGAGGUCCACAUCUUGCAAACAGAGAUCAGGGAUGAAGGCGAGGGAUAUUUACAAGAAGUACCCAAAGGAGAAGGCUGAAGCCCUCAUUAAGAGAUUGAGGGACAAAGGAAUGUGGUACUAUGACGAAGACUUUGAAGGGGACGAGGAGGAGAUCUACUACUAUUGCAAUGAGGGGAACAUCAUCAAGGAUGAGAACAUCGUCAGUGACACCACUACUGUUCGGGGAACCGAAAAAGGCAACAAGGAGGUGGUUGAAGCCUUGACCGGUGCUGAUGGGUUGUUAGCUGCGGGUGCAUGCGCAGCUCCAACCACUGCCAAUCCAAAGAAGCCAAAGAAGAAAGACGAGGCAGAAAAGUUGGAGCCAAAAAGCAUUACUGAAAAAGCCAAAGACUACAUGGAAUCAUGUCUCAAAAAGUCAGCUGACGCUCGAAAGUAUGCAAUUGCCCUCGGCGCCACUGACUACAGCGGCGCUCUUUCCACACAACUCAUGACCUUCAGCCAAAAGAUGGAGCAAGUGUACAAGAUUUUGCAAGACUUGACUUCCCGAAAGGUUGAAGAAGAAAAGGAGUAUGAAAAGCACUUCAACAUCAUCGAUGACAAGAUUGUGUGGUAUGAGAAAGCGGAGGCAGGGUAUCUCCAUUGA
Messenger RNA from Durusdinium trenchii, 2244 nucleotides. The record is from the annotation of a GenBank genome assembly. NCBI's taxonomy places the organism in Eukaryota, Dinophyceae, Suessiales, Symbiodiniaceae.